CCACCCCCCCACCCCCCCGCUCCUCGUUGGAAAGACAAAAUGUGCAGGGUGAUAGGUUGGGUGAAUUGAUGGCAUCCUUCCUCCUGCCAAGUCGGUCCGUUUUCUAAAAAAAAAAACCCUUUUAGGAAGGCUAGAGAAUUUGAUUCUGUUGGAGAAUAUAACCCCGGUGGUUGCUUGCUCAGAGGGGAAAAGCAGAGAGGAAUACGGGAACCGUCCUGUGCAAUCUCUAUUGUUUGAAACUUACUUUAUAUCAGAAAUUGAAGAUGAGAACGGAAAAGAAACGGAGCAAGUUCAGUAGCUACCCAGUCUAACAUCUUACUCAUAUCUUAAGGAAUCUUACAACUACUUAUUUUGAAUUGAGAAAAUGACUGCAUAUCUAGAAGAAAGUACAGGUUUUUGGAAAAGAAUACCCGUCAAAAAGUGGAACAUCCAAUAGUUAAUUUGGAAAUAGAAUAAAGUAAAUAGACCUGUUAUGGUGCGAUUCUGGAGUGGAGUUAGCUCUAUAGCACACAGGUAGCCCUCCAAGGAGGAGGAAAAAAAAAAAGCUCUCUGUUUUUCUAAAUUAUGGAAAUUUUUUGGAAGACGUGGACAUGGAUUUUGAGCCUAGUCAUGGUUGCAUCGGAAUUUCACAGUGACAACAGGCUUACGUAUAGUUCUCAAGAGGAAUUCCUGUCUUAUCUUGAACACUACCAGCUAACAAUCCCAAUAAGGGUUGAUCAAAAUGGAGCCUUCCUCAGCUUUACUGUGAAAAAUGCUAAACCCUCAAGAAGGAGGAGGAGCACAGACCCCUAUGACCAAGAACUGGCAGCAUCUAAGUUAUUUUUUAAACUUUCUGCCUAUGGCAAGCACUUUCAUUUAAACCUGACUCUCAACACAGAUUUGGUGUCCAGACAUUUUACAGUAGAAUACUGGGGGAAAGAUGGACCCCUAUGGAAGCACGAUUUUUUAGACCACUGUCAUUACACAGGAUAUUUGCAAGACCAACACAGUACAACUAAAGUGGCCUUAAGCAACUGCAAUGGUCUGCAUGGAGUUAUUGCUACGGAAGAUGAAGAGUAUUUUAUUGAGCCUUUAAGGAAUAUAACUGAUAAUUCCAGUGACUUUAAUUAUGAGAAUGGUCAUCCUCAUGUUAUAUACAAAAAGUCUAUCAUGUACCAGCAACACCUAUAUGAUCAUGGUCACUGUGGAGUCUCAGAAGACCUCACAAGAAGCAGUAAACCUUGGUGGAUGAGUGAUGCAUCUGCUUUUCCAACUUCACUUCCAGUCAAUGACACACUAAGUAGUCACAGUCGACAGAAGAGAUCAGUAAGCCUUGAACGGUUUGUGGAGACGCUGGUAGUAGCAGACAAAAUGAUGGUGGGAUAUCAUGGUCGCAAAGACAUUGAGCACUACAUUUUGAGUGUAAUGAAUAUUGUUGCCAAACUUUAUCGUGAUUCCAGUCUAGGAAACGUUGUGAAUAUAAUAGUGACACGUUUAAUUGUCCUCACUGAAGAUCAGCCAAACUUGGAGAUAAACCACCAUGCAGACAAGUCCCUCGAUAGCUUCUGUAAGUGGCAGAAAUCCAUUCUCUCCCACCAAAGUGAUGGAAACACCAUUCCAGAAAAUGGGAUUGCCCACCAUGAUAAUGCGGUUCUUAUUACUAGAUAUGAUAUCUGCACUUAUAAAAACAAGCCUUGUGGAACACUCGGCUUGGCCUCUGUGGCUGGAAUGUGUGAGCCUGAAAGGAGCUGCAGCAUUAAUGAAGACAUUGGCCUAGGUUCAGCUUUUACCAUUGCACAUGAGAUUGGUCACAAUUUUGGUAUGAACCAUGAUGGAAUUGGAAAUUCCUGUGGGACCAAAGGUCAUGAAGCAGCAAAACUAAUGGCGGCUCAUAUUACAGCAAACACCAACCCUUUCUCUUGGUCAGCCUGCAGUCGGGAUUACAUCACCAGUUUUUUAGAUUCGGGCCGUGGUACUUGCCUUGAUAAUGAGCCUCCCAAGCGUGACUUUCUUUAUCCAGCUGUGGCCCCAGGUCAGGUGUAUGAUGCUGAUGAACAGUGUCGCUUCCAGUAUGGAGCAACAUCCCGUCAAUGUAAAUAUGGGGAAGUGUGUAGAGAGCUCUGGUGCCUCAGCAAAAGUAACCGUUGUGUUACCAACAGUAUUCCAGCAGCUGAAGGUACUCUUUGCCAAACAGGGAGCAUUGAGAAGGGGUGGUGUUAUCAGGGAGAGUGUGUACCUUUUGGCACUUGGCCCCAGAGCAUAGAUGGAGGUUGGGGUCCAUGGUCAAUAUGGGGAGAAUGCAGCAGGACCUGCGGUGGCGGAGUCUCCUCAUCUAUAAGACACUGUGACAGUCCAGCACCUUCAGGUGGAGGUAAAUACUGUCUUGGAGAAAGGAAGCGGUAUCGCUCCUGCAAUACUGAUCCAUGUCCUUCAGAAGCCCGUGAUUUUCGAGAAAAACAAUGUGCAGACUUUGACAAUAUGCCUUUCCGGGGAAAGUAUUAUAACUGGAAACCCUACACUGGAGGUGGGGUUAAACCAUGUGCAUUAAACUGCUUGGCUGAAGGUUAUAAUUUUUACACUGAACGUGCUCCUGCAGUAAUAGAUGGGACUCAGUGCAAUGCUGACUCACUGGAUAUCUGUAUCAAUGGAGAAUGCAAGCAUGUGGGUUGUGAUAAUAUUUUGGGGUCUGAUGCUAAGGAAGAUAGAUGCCGUGUUUGUGGAGGAGAUGGGAGUACAUGUGAAGCAAUUGAAGGUUUCUUCAAUGAUUCAUUGCCCAGAGGAGGCUAUAUGGAAGUGAUUCAAAUUCCAAGAGGUUCUGUGCACAUUGAAAUAAGAGAAGUGGCAAUGUCAAAGAACUACAUUGCUUUAAAAUCUGAAGAGGAUGACUACUAUAUUAAUGGUGCCUGGACUAUUGACUGGCCAAGAAAGUUUGAUGUUGCUGGAACAGCUUUCCAUUACAAGAGGCCAACAGAUGAACCAGAGUCUUUGGAAGCACUAGGCCCUACUUCAGAAAAUCUCAUAGUCAUGAUUCUGCUACAGGAACAAAAUUUGGGUAUAAGGUAUAAAUUCAAUGUUCCCAUCUCUCGCACUGGCAGUGGAGACAAUGAAGUUGGCUUUGCGUGGAAUCAUCUGCCUUGGUCAGAAUGUUCUGCCACUUGUGCUGGAGGUGUGCAGAAACAAGAGGUGGUGUGUAAAAGACUGGAUGACAACUCUGUUGUACAAAACAAUUACUGUGACCCUGACAGUAAGCCUCCAGAAAACCAAAGAGCCUGCAACACUGAGCCUUGCCCACCUGAAUGGUUUAUAGGGGAUUGGUCAGAAUGCAGUAAGACCUGUGAUGGAGGAAUGCGUUCACGAACAGUUCUCUGCAUCAGAAAAAUUGGACCUUCUGAGGAAGAGACACUGGACAAUACCAACUGCUUAACACACCGGCCUAUUGAAAAAGAACCCUGUAACAAUCAGUCCUGUCCCCCACAGUGGGUCGCUUUGGACUGGUCAGAAUGCACGCCAAAGUGUGGUCCAGGAUUUAAACACCGAAUUGUUCUGUGCAAAAGCAGCGAUCUUUUAAAAACUUUUCCAGCUGCUCAAUGCCAAGAGGAAAGUAAACCUCCAGUCCGCAUCCGCUGCAGUUUAGGUCGAUGUCCUCCUCCUCGCUGGGUUACUGGAGACUGGGGACAGUGUUCUGCACAAUGUGGUCUUGGGCAACAGAUGCGAACAGUACAGUGCCUCUCAUAUACCGGACAAGCAUCUAGUGAGUGUCCAGAAACACUUAGACCUCCAUCAAUGCAGCAGUGUGAAAGCAAAUGUGACAGUACUCCCAUUUCCAACACGGAAGAGUGCAAAGAUGUGAACAAAGUGGCAUAUUGUCCACUGGUGCUGAAGUUCAAGUUCUGCAGUCGAGCAUACUUCAGACAGAUGUGCUGCAAGACCUGCCAAGGACACUGACCCACAGAAAGCAUGAGAAUGUGCCUUGCUUGUUGUUACCAUUGUGGAAAAGUGUCCAUCGAAGAGAGCCACACAGCGGAAUGAGAUUGACGUCCUUGCAAAUGCAUUACCCUGUGGAAAACGUAACCACUGGUCAGCCCCAGCUGACAGGAUUUCAAUAUUAUUUUAACUUCUGUGAAGUGGGAUUUAUUCAUCCAAAGUGCUGGACACAGUAUAAGGAGGGCAUGCCAAAUUGGAAAGAUCCACACAACACAUAUAGAAUAGCUUACUGUGGAACAUUUGUGUUCUUUUGACUAAAUCCAAUAGUCUGUUUACCUCCUUGGACCAUUAAAAUAAUUUUUAUUAUGGACUUAGCAAUGACACUGAAUCCAUUUGUAUUUAAAACUGUUUAAAAUGUAGCUGUUAUGACUUGGUCUACUAUGGAAGUAAAGAAGAAUCAAAAAAAAUGUUAAGUCAUAGCUUAAAAAUGUUAACUAUUUUAUCUCACGACACAGCACCACAAUUUAAAUUAUAAAAUGAGCUUGGAAUUGUUAUUUAAGGAGCAGAUUUUUUUUUUAAAUGUAUUUUUCCUUCAUUCCAUCUAAUUCCCUUUGGAGUAAUCCAUAUUUCCUGAACACUGCUGUGAGCCAUAUAUAAAACUAUACUCAAUAGAACAACCAUGAGGGACAUUGUUUUAAGAGGUGCAACAGUUAUUGCAGUGGUGCAUGAAAUACAAGUGUGCUAUGAAAUGAAAUGAAAUCUGUGUUGCAGGUUUAUAGCCAUCUUACCAUUGUACAAGCAAAGCUGAGAUUUCUACUAAAAGGGAACAUAUUUCAAUACCAUGGAGGAGUGGUACUCCAAUAGUGGUGAAGACCAUAUGGCCAGCUCUUUCACUGCUACUGUGCAGUUUGCGUAGAAUUUAAGAUUUUGACUUCAGCUCACUUUUGUUUACAUCACUAGCCACAAAGAAACAACUUUGUCAGCAUCUAUGUCCAUUUUAUGCAUUACUUUUGAUUCUCCAAUACCAAGAAGUUAUAGUGCAAAACGAUAAGCCUACUGUGUAAUAACAAUAGUUCUUUACAAAGCUGGAAGUUAAAAUGGAUUUCAAAUGUUCCCUUCUUUGAUACCAUAGUGGAAGAGCAUUUUUUUUCAAAAAGAAUAUGCGAGUCUGCAGUUCAGGAGUCCACAUCAGAGUGGACAAGGAUUACAACCAAAGAUAAAAGAUUUUUGGGGAUAUGUAGGUUCUGCAAAUGAGAAGUCGAGUGUGCUUGAGCCAAAAGGCAUACUGGGCUAUCAGGAGUAAGGCACACUGGAAAAGGGGUGGCUAGAAUGAAGUCUGGUCACCUUGACCUAAAUGGCCAAGUACCCAUUUAAAGCUGGAUCAUAUUUAAAGCUUGAGGCAGCUUUCAGUGUGAGACUGGAACGAAGUCCUGCCUCUGGAUUCAUAGCUAGAUGCCAAUAUAUUUCUAGCUAUUCCAAUUAUUCUGCUGUCAUACUCCACUUAUUCCAUAUUACCAUAUUUUUAAUAUUCACCAAUUACUUUGCAUUUUUAAAUGUGAAACCAGACUGCUUAGGCAAGUCACAUUCAAGAAUCUACCAUAAAAACGUUUAGUGUAGUGCUCCUCUUCCCCUUCACUCUCAAUAGCAAGACUCAACAAGGAGAUAAGGAAAGUGGGUACUUGUUUAUAUUAAUAUAUUGUACUUGAACACUUGCAGUUUGCAGCAGGUACUUGAUGAAUGUGCUUUUGUGUCAAACUAUGCCUCCUUUGUUGUAGUGCAAUUAAAAUUAUGUGAACAAUAAUGUGUUACAAAUUCUAACUCAAAUAGCACUUUUUUAAGAAAGUACUCUUUUCAGUGAAAAAUAAUUUCAAAAUAUCAUGAGAUUGAAGUGUAUCAAUGUAUUUUACCAAGAACAAGCCAGAUGUGUUGCACGCUAUCUACUAAUGUGAAUUAGCAUGGAGUAGUAGAUGUUGUUAGCAGGACUCAUACUAUGAAAUCCCCCCAACAUAUUGACAAUCUAUCAGUGGGGUUUUGUGCAACCCACGUACUCAUGACCAUCAAAGUUCUGUCAUCUGCUACCUCUUGCCAGUAUUUUCACUUCCUUACACCUGAGACCAGUGGAAUUAAUUUUCAGUUGGCUUGCAUGUAUUCACAUAUGCUUAUCUGCUGCUCUCAUCACCGUGUAAACAACUCCUGCUAAAACUGACACCAGUAAACAGCCUUUGGGAGUUGCACAUAUGGAUUAAGGGCAGUAUGUAGUCCUUCUCUGUUAAGUGAAUUGACUUUCUGUAUCCUUUUGACAAAACACCUUGGUGCUAGCAUGCCCUGGUUAGGCCAAAAAUAUGAUAAAAGGGAAAGGCGUUACUAUGGCAUUCUUUAAACAAGAAGCCUCUCUGUGUCAGGGUCCAGUUUUCUCCAGGGCAUGACUGUGUUUAUAAGAUAAUGUGUCUUUUCAGCUAAUAAGAAAAGGUUUUUUAAUGUAUUCAAAAUAAACUUUUUUUUUUUUUUUUUUUUUUUUUUUUUUUUUUUUUUACCUCACUUAGGAAAAUUGUAAGGAGUGUUUCCAAAGACACAUUUUGCUCUCUUACUGGUGCUAGAACACUAGGGAGUCCCAUGUUUACUCUGCAACAUAACAGCACUGAGGCUGGAAUUUAAAGAACUCCCUGGAGCAACAUUGAAUCAUAUUGUUAAAGGGAACAAAACACAGAAUGUAUGUGGAUUUACAAACUAAGCAACACUUCAGACUAAGACUGACAAAUGAAACCUACUUCAAAGAAAAAUAAUUGGUUUCCACAGCACAGUUCAUUGCUGCUGCUACGCUGUAGCCAUCUAUAUAAUCUAAGCUAAAUAGUGUUAUAUUCCUAACUAGUGACAAUAGGACUAUUUGUGUAGGCUAUAAAUAUGAAAGGCCUAGAAUCAAAUAGUAGAAUAAUAAAUGCAGAAAUCAAUCUGGUGCCAGUACUUCCACUGAGCAAUACUAUCAGCUGAAGAAGAUCAAAACAAAAAUAAUCUAUGGAUUAACCCCUCAAGGUGUAUACACCCAAAAAUAGUCCAUUUUAUUAGGAACUUUGUAAUGGAGUGAAUGUCACAUAGAUAUCCUUAAUAAUACAGACUGAAAUUACCUUUGUAUUAUUGUGAUUAGUUGCUUAUUAUUUUAUACUCAGUAUUAAUGUGGUACACUGUUACUUUAUUAUUAUUAUUUUUUGCUUUUGUAAAUUAUAUUCUAAUUUAUUGUCAUGUUUCUUAACACUUGUUCUACAUGCAUUCUCUUGCUUGUAAUGAAAACAAAAAUAUUGUAACACUUGAUGCAGUGAAAUUCCACACCAGGCACAGAUUUGUUUUUAACAUAGAUAAUUUAGUAAAAUAAAACUGCAGCUUUUAAGAAUGAUA
Messenger RNA from Anas platyrhynchos (mallard), 7293 nucleotides. It is a transcript of the gene ADAMTS6, whose product is annotated as ADAM metallopeptidase with thrombospondin type 1 motif 6. Gene Ontology annotation, biological process: extracellular matrix organization; proteolysis. Gene Ontology annotation, cellular component: extracellular matrix. The record is from RefSeq and is a predicted model, not a curated record. NCBI's taxonomy places the organism in Eukaryota, Metazoa, Chordata, Aves, Anseriformes, Anatidae. Gene Ontology annotation, molecular function: metalloendopeptidase activity.